UUCUCGGAUUCUCGUGUGCAAUUAAUCACUUGGAAGCAAUGUCUUCCAAAUUAUAUGCAAAUCGAAAUAAGAUAAUCGGCCAUGAUAAGCACAAACGAUCAAUCUACGAAAAAUUGUUCGUGAAUGGAAACAACAUUUGUAAAUUAGUUUUGGGAGUAUCAUUUCCGGUAGAGACUAGAGAUAAGGUCAAUUUUCGAACAUUGAAUUUGGCUUACAAUUUUCAAGCCCAAUACAUGUUAGUACGACCGGCCCAGUAUCCAUGGGAAAAGGUCAAACGAUCGUUACACAAUCAGAAGGAAGAGUUUUUAGAUAGGAAGGAAGUGGUACCCGAUAACACAAGGCAACUUAUGUACAAUGCCGUGGAGAUACUAAUGGAUCGCAAAGGUAUUGAUGGCAAAGAGUGUUUACAAAGAGCGAUUUGUGAAAAUGCACAAUCACCAAUUGCUGUCACUGGAGUGUUCCACGAGAUUUUGAACUUGUUUUUAACACCAAGCGGUGAUGCUGAUCAAUGUUUUACUGACGCUAGAACUGCUGGACUGAAACACGAAGAUUGUUUGAUGCUCUACAGAAACUGUCCGAUGGGCCGCGGAAUUUUCGACUCCAUUUUUCAUUUUAAAACUUAAUUUAUUGCCUGUCUGUGUACGAUAUUACGUUUUGUUCACUGAACAAGACACUCCGCUGCCAAACUCUGUGAUUUAGUGGAGUUCGUACAGUUUUUACAAAACUGAAUUUAAAAUUGCAUUUUGGUAUGGAAAUGAGAAAUUUAGUGCCGUUGAUAAAGGUGAUAAAGGUGCUGAGUAAAGUGGAACUUUUAGCCAAAGAAAAAUAUUCCAAUCUCUCCACU
Bradysia coprophila is the source of this 844-nucleotide messenger RNA. RefSeq lists its product as uncharacterized. The record is from RefSeq and is a predicted model, not a curated record. Lineage: Eukaryota; Metazoa; Arthropoda; Insecta; Diptera; Sciaridae.